Messenger RNA from Ostrinia nubilalis (European corn borer), 2064 nucleotides. Its product is annotated as integrator complex subunit 1-like. The coding region runs from base 1 to 2049 and encodes 682 amino acids. NCBI's taxonomy places the organism in Eukaryota, Metazoa, Arthropoda, Insecta, Lepidoptera, Crambidae. Gene Ontology annotation, biological process: U2 snRNA 3'-end processing. The transcript has 12 exons. The record is from RefSeq and is a predicted model, not a curated record. Gene Ontology annotation, cellular component: integrator complex.
AUGGCCGUGCUGGCCGCGCUCAUACAGGCGCAGCCGCAGCUGGUGCCCGCUGCUAUGGCUGACACCUACCACGAAUUACUGCUGCGGCCUGAAGACUAUCUUCGGCCGCUGCGAGCGCUGACGAGGGAAUGUGUGAGAGCGGCAAGAGCAGAUGCGCAAGCGCUGUUGCCGCUUGCGAGGGCGUUGGCGCAGCCGCCGCCGCAUGAGCCUGCUGCCGAGGUUGGUUCCUUAGUCUACGAUCUCCUAUUAAACGCUAUACGCCAUCAACGUCUGAAGGAGACCACCACAAUGUCGCCCAACAACAUGGCCGUGCUCGCCGCGCUCAUCCAGGCGCAGCCGCAGCUGGUGCCCGCCGCCAUGGCUGACACCUACCACGAAUUGUUGCUAAGGCCAGAGGAUUAUCUGCGGCCGCUGCGAGCGCUGACGAGGGAGUGUGUGAGAGCAGCAAGAGCCGAUGCGCAAGCGCUGUUGCCGCUUGCAAGGGCGUUGGCGCAGCCGCCGCCGCAUGAACCGGCCGCUGAGGUGCGCGAGCGCGCGUUCUCAUCCCUGGCGGACCUGUUCUGCUGCUGCUGCCUGGUGACGGGCUCGCACAGCAAGCACGUGCCCGAGUUCCGCGCACAGCUCAGCGCCAUCCAGGGCGCCGCGCUCGGCUGGCUGCUCGACACCGCCGUGCCCGUCUACCGGCCUUCCCGCCACGACUUCCAGCUGGCGCUCAACAAGAUAAUGUUCGUGGAGAGCGCGGAGGCGUACAGCAAGGCGGACAACUGGCCGCCGGAGUGCGAGCGCGCGCUGGCGCACCGCGUGUGCUGCGAGGCGCCGCUGCCGCAGCACAACCUGCUGCGCAUCAUCUUCAUCGGGCUGUCCAAGGCGGACAGCAAGGCGGACAACUGGCCGCCGGAGUGCGAGCGCGCGCUGGCGCACCGCGUGUGCUGCGAGGCGCCGCUGCCGCAGCACAACCUGCUGCGCAUCAUCUUCAUCGGGCUGUCCAAGGCGGACAGCAAGGCGGACAACUGGCCGCCGGAGUGCGAGCGCGCGCUGGCGCACCGCGUGUGCUGCGAGGCGCCGCUGCCGCAGCACAACCUGCUGCGCAUCAUCUUCAUCGGGCUGUCCAAGGCGGACAGCAAGGCGGACAACUGGCCGCCGGAGUGCGAGCGCGCGCUGGCGCACCGCGUGUGCUGCGAGGCGCCGCUGCCGCAGCACAACCUGCUGCGCAUCAUCUUCAUCGGGCUGUCCAAGGCGGACAGCAAGGCGGACAACUGGCCGCCGGAGUGCGAGCGCGCGCUGGCGCACCGCGUGUGCUGCGAGGCGCCGCUGCCGCAGCACAACCUGCUGCGCAUCAUCUUCAUCGGGCUGUCCAAGGACAUUCCAGUGGCUCCAGCCGAAGCCCUAGAACUUGUAGAGCAGUUGGUACGAAGAGCCUGCGCACUACCACCCGAAGACAACCCUCUGCAUGUGGACAAGCUCGAGCUGGCCGAAUAUGUGUUCCAGCUGUGCCAGUUCUCCCCGCCAGAGAACAUCACGCUGCCUGCCGGGUACACGCCUCCCGCGCUGGCCAUCACAUCUCUGUACUGGCGCGGCUGGGUGCUGCUGGCGAUGCUGGCGGCACACAACCCGCAGUCGUUCGCCGAGCGAGCCGCCGCCACGUACCCCACGCUGCGAGCGCUCAUCGAGACAUGCAUCACCGGAAAACCGAGCAUAGAGUGGAACACCAACCCAGCGGCGGAGGCAGAGCGGGCGGAGGCCGAGCGCGCCGCCAUCCUGCAGUUGGAGACACACUUGGCGGCCGCUUCUAACGCCAAGCUGCCGCUCACUGAACACUCCUCGCGUCUGCUUAGCCAGCUCACGACUAUGGACCCGCUGGGCCCGGCGCGCAAACCACCAGCCGGCGUGCUGGAGACGCUGCAAGCGCUGAGCGGACAGCUGCGCCUGGGCCGCCUGCUGUGCCGCCAGCCCGCGCUGCUGCUCGAGCUGGUGGAGCGCCACGGCACGCGCCGCGCCAUGCCCUGGCUGCACCAGCUGCUGCGCCACGACCGCCUGGAGCUGAGGUAACCGGCCGGGACAGCA